ACUCAGCCCAAUCAAAAUCAGCGGCAUGCAUGCCCAUUAACCUUGAAAAAAUAAAAUAAUAUUCCCUUUGACUAGCCGCUGCACCUAAUCGAUCAGCUUGAGAUAUUACUCAAAUCGAGUUGAUUUCGCCACAACUAUGGAGGUCUCACGUUAAUAAUCUUGUCCCCAACUUGAUAUCUCUUCUCAACAUGGGCAAGAAUAUACACCCAGAAAAUAAAAAAGAAAGAAGAAAGAAAAUAUUAGAGUCCAGAGGUCUCGUCUUCCAGAGUGAGCCAUGCAUGCAGCAUCUGCAGUCAUGAGUGGAGUUCCUGGAAGAGUGAAUACGCAUAGGACUUAUACCCGGUUGUUUAGUUCAGUACACUAUCUCAAACUGAAAUGGGUUGGUUAAGAAUGUGCAGUGAUCUGAUUGUGAAAUGAUUGAGAGAUUCUAGUCUUUCCCUCUGUGGCAAAUCAACUUUGAAGCUUUUUAAGCAUUUUGAUAGGCAAGGAAGGGAAGUUGUUUUCUUGUAGCAGUGUUUGUUCCUGAAACAUCAGCUCUAGCUUAGACUGACCUGGUUUUUCUGAGACUGGAAGUUCUCUACGGUGGCCAAUCACAAGGACUGAAGAUCACCCGGUGAUACAAAAAAAUUGAAGAAAGGUCUGAGUCUGACCAAACAAAAUUAUAUCCUGGUGUAUGGCUGGCGUACGAAAGUUCAAGAUGAAGGGUAUAAUCAUUUGCAUUUCCAUUCAUUUCCUUUUAUUAUUGUUUUCCCUUUCUGUAGGAUUGUAUAAAACGAGAAUCUAAUUAUUCUCAAGUCUGAUCAAUUUCGAAUACAUUAAUAAAUAAAAUGGGAGGAUAUUGAUAUAAAAGAGAGGAAUCAGAGAACAAGAUGGAAUUCAUGAUUAAAAAAGACAUGGAGAAAAGUAAAGUUUUUUAACAUGGGUCCCUCAAGAACCUACCAAAGAUUAAAAAGCAGACAGUAGAGUCUAGAUACAAAGAAAGUAAUACAAAUAGCAGAUCAAAAGUAGAUUCUUUGUUUCGGUACUUUCUUUCUCACUUCUGUGUUCAUCCCCAAACUACCACCUACCAAUUUUUUUCUUCUCCCAUCAAAUUUGUAAAACAGAAAACAAAAUAACAGAGUCAGAAUGGAGACAUUCAAGAAAACCAAUCCUCUCCAUCUUCUCCUUCUCAAUCUCACUCUCUCCAUUUUGUGUGCCGCCCAACCCAUUCCCACUAGCUUCUGUGGUAAAAUCAGAAUUCAGGCCCCAUUUACUCUACUGAAAUCAGUGGAAUCAUCAUCUCCAGUUAACAGAAUGCUCCUAUGCAGAUCCCACAAGGUAUAUUUUCGAACCUCUCUUGGUUUUUUUCCAAUCUCUUCUAUAGAUUAUAGAGCUAGAACACUAACCAUCUCUCACUCUUCUUGUACCUCUUCACUCCACUAUGUUUCUCCUUCCCUUCUCUCAGCUGGUUUUCCUUCUCCACCUCAACCAAAUUCACUUCUUCUUUUCAACUGCUUCAAUCGGACAAAAUCCUUCUCCCCAUUUCUCCGUAACUGUACCCACCUCCAUGAUUGUGGACCAUAUCCAAAACAAGAACCACAAGGGAUCUCCUCUUGCUUAUUUGUUCAUGAUUCUGAGAAACUGGAAAUGGGUUUCGAUCCAAAAGAUCUAGGCUGCUCUCAUUACAACAGAGUCUACAGAGACACUUCUACCGAAGGAUUUCAGCUGGGGACAAGGGUGUCUUUUGAUAUUCCUGACCAUGUACCGAAUAUAUGUAGCGAGUGCACAAAGCCGAAGGGCAAUUGUGGGGUUGGGCUGAGGUGCAUUUGCCACCCAAAACAGUGUAAAGAUAAAGUGUUCUCUGGAGGUAUAUCCACGAACCCAUCCUUGCUUUCCAUCAUAAUUAUGGUGGUUUUAUUCAUGAGUUGUUAAUGCAAGGAAUUGCACACUUUGAAGCUCGAAGAUGCAGAUAUAGCAGCCUUUAUUCUACCUUGUAAAUAUUGAAGAACAAAUCAAUUGGCGUGAGUUUAUUCUUUAGUAGCUUUUAAUUCUUAAGUAUCUCAAAUACGUUGAUGGAACUCCCGAUGGACCAGAUAUCGUAUCACUUAUUUGAAAAAUGUUUUCCUGAAUUUGGAUUUUUGCUGA
Molecule: messenger RNA, 2124 nt
Organism: Nelumbo nucifera (sacred lotus)
Lineage: Eukaryota; Viridiplantae; Streptophyta; Magnoliopsida; Proteales; Nelumbonaceae
Source: RefSeq, a predicted model, not a curated record